Molecule: messenger RNA, 2637 nt
Organism: Orbicella faveolata
Lineage: Eukaryota; Metazoa; Cnidaria; Anthozoa; Scleractinia; Merulinidae
Source: RefSeq, a predicted model, not a curated record
AAAAUUCUCCAUUGGAUAUUUGUAUUGUUAUCGACCAGACCAAAAGCGUAGGAAAAGCCCAUUAUGACGCCAUGUUGGACUCGAUAAUGACUCUUAUUUCCAAGUAUGAUAUUGGCGCAAACAAAACCCGUAUCUCGAUCGUCACGUACGCUGGUCGCGCUCAAAUUCGCUUGUCUCUCAACGAUCCACAUUCUUACAGUCAAGAGGCAUUGGGUCAGCUUAUUCAGGAAAUGAAGGAUAAGGACAAACUAAGUAGUCCCACACGGACGGACAGAGCACUGAAGAAGGUCUGCGAGAACGUUUUCGUCACCGAAGGUGGCGAUCGACCUGAAUCGCCAAACGUCCUGAUCAUUUUCACUGACGGAGGCACACACAGGAAUUCUGAACCUUAUGAUACAGUAUUGCGGGGAUGUGAGGUCAGCAAUGAAUUCAUGGUUGAAUAUCCGUUUACUAACGCGAAAUGAUUAAAUACAGACACUUUUUUAAUGGCUAAAAGAACAAAUUAACAGAACAGUAGACUACAAGUCCUUUUUAGACCGUCAGGCGAGAAGCAAAAAGGGCAAGGCCUAAGACUGUGGACGACGCACGAGUGAAAAUAAGUUUAAACUUUACCUUUCGCUCGAAAAUCAGAUACAUGAGUGAAAGCAGCGAAUACGCUUAGUUUUAACUUCGGAGUGCAAAUGUACAUCCAUAGACAUAUAUGCGUUACUGGGGCAGUGCAGCAUUUGUCCAACUUGUGUCCAAAUAAAAGAGUGCUCAUCACUCCUUACUUUUCACGAUGAUAGGUAAAACACGUCCAUCGUGUAGCCGUGGGCAUUGGAAAAAGUAUCAGCGAAUCAGAACUUGAGACCAUCGCUGGAGAUAGGGACCGAGUGAUAGCUGCUAACAGUUUUGAAGAUCUUACCAACCGCCUGGAUAGUAUUCGAGAAGCUGCCAACAGUAAGAAUUUUCUCUUGACUCUUCUCAAAAGAGUUGUGCUACAAUGCAAUUUUAUAUACAGUUUUAUUUUUAUCUAUUGCAGCCAUUACAAAUUACAAUUCGAGGGGUAGUUUUUUUUAUGUCUCAAGUUGCUUUCAAAUCGACUGAAGAAAAAAGCUUACUAAGCCAAAUGCUGAAACCUCAUUUUGCGUGCUCGAAGUACGCUUUAUUUAAUGACACAGGUAGAUGAAAAUUAAUAACGAAUAAUGGCGAAAUCUGAUUAAGGGGAACAAAAUUUAGAAAAUUUUUGACUUCUCACGUGUAUUGAUAAUUUACAUAUAUUUUUAGAUAUCGGUGGUGGAUAUGGUGGAUGGAGCGCGUGGUCCAACUGUUCAGAGCCUUGUGGUGGGGGCCUGCGUUGGCACUUCAGAAAUUGUACCAACCCCGAACCUAGAAAUAACGGAAAAAACUGCAUCGAGCAGAACCUAGGACAAUCAGAAGAAUCAGAAGAAUGCAACCCGCAGGAGUGUCGUAAGAAGAAACGAAUUGAUAUUUUUCCUGUAAAAAGAACACAGCUUCAAUAUCAGGCAAUUGCUUAAAAGCAGUUGCCUGAGCUUGACUCUGGUUUCUGUACUGCAUGAAGCGGUUAGCAGUAUUGGUAACUUCACGCUGGAUGGGAUGAUUGCCCAUUGCGUUGCUUCCAAUCAUAUCAUGUUUAUUAUUUAGUUGUUUCGAUAGCUUUCUUUGUUUUUAGCUAUGCUCGGUAACUUCUCGAAGUGGUCUGAGUGGGGAAAAUGCAGUGUAACAUGUGCAGGAGGAGUUCAGACACGGACAAGGACCUGUACCAAUCGUCCUCCAUCUGCUGGAGGGUCAAACUGCACCGAGCAAAACCUGGGACCAGCAGAGGAACAUCAAGACUGUAACACACAGAAGUGUGCCGUACCUGGUAAUUACACGGACUGGUCUAGCUGGGGAGAAUGUAGUGUAACAUGUGGAGGAGGAGUUCAGACACGGACAAGAACCUGCACUAAUCCUCCUCCAUCUGGUGUAGGAUCAAACUGCACCGAGCAAAACCUGGGACCAGCAGAGGAAGAACAAAAAUGUAACAUGGAGGAGUGCCGUAAGUGAACUUUUGUGAAUAAUCUUUUUGCUUUGUGAUAGGAAGAGCUCUGUUGAGGUAGACUUAUUUUGUAAGACAACGUUUCGAAACUCCAAUUGAAAGAGAGUUGAAAAUAAGACGAGCAGGGGGGAUUUUUGACGAAAUUCGAGGUGUUUGGAAACUUUGACGAAGAACGUUCUUGCAUGUUUGAUAUUAGCUUCUACUGUAUUGUCAGUCAAAACUAAAACUACAGAGAAAACGGAGGCGUAAAAUCCUACGAUCGGAAUAACCAAGUCCGUCACUCUAUGGCACUGCUGUCACUCCCGACUCCCCUUGGGAGAAUUUUUGUCGGUCACGUGAUGUGACCAUUGGACUUUUGUCGCCAUGUGUUCAAGUAAGCGAGUGUUUUGAAUCGCAGGAGUUUGUCAAAAGUUGUUAUUGUGCCGUUCGUGUAGCUCGAAGCAAACAGUUCGAAAACCUCACUCACGUACGUAUACAUUCAUACACGCAUGCCUUUGAUGGGAGCGAAGAGUUUUAGUAAAGUUGUUGUGACUUUGUUCAUCGACCGAGGCCGUGCGGUCGAUGUGUGCCUUUUGAACUUGAGCCCAUUGUGAACUGUG